AGAGUCAGCGGCUGCAGCAAGACUGGGUCUGUCAGACAGUGCCUUGUGCUAAGAAGGGGCCAGAGGCUCCCCUCACCCAGCCACGGGCACCCGGCCUGCCUGGAGAGGAAGCAGGGAAACCAGAAGCACUUCCUGACCAUGGCUCUGUCCGCCCAGGGCUGGUGAAGAGUGGGCUGCUCCGUCUUCUAGAGUGGUUGGCCCCACCUGGCCACAGAGCCCAAGACAAGGACCUCCCAGAGGACCUCUUCCCUAGACAGGGUCUUACUUUGUUGCCCAGGCUGGAGUGCAGUGGCUAUUCAUUGGCAUGACCGUAGCACACUACAGCUUUGAACUCCUGGGCUCAAGCAGUCCUCCCACCUCAGCUUCCUGAGUAGCUGAGACUACACGAGUCUGCCCAGGAGGUUCAUGAGCCCUGGCAUCCCAGAAUCUGAAUCCUUCCUCAGCGACAGUGGCUCUUCACCCUUCUAAGUGCAGAGGAGGAAGCCCAGCGCAUUCUGGGUGCACUUCCAGCUGAGGAAAUAAGGAGGAGGAAUUCCUGAAGCCCUGAACAAGUGCCUGGGAUGGAUCCAAACUCCGUCUUGCUUUCUCCUCAGCCCCAGAUCUGCUCCCACCUAGCAGAAGCUUGUACGGAAGGCGACAGAAGCUCAUCCCCUCCAGAGCUGGAUAGAGACUCCCCAUUUCCCUGGAGUCAGGUCCCCAGCUCCAGCCCUACAGACCCCGAAUGGUUUGGUGAUGAGCACAUCCAGGCGAAGAGGGCCAGAGUGGAGACCAUCGUCCGAGGCAUGUGUCUCUCCCCGAAUCCUCUGGUGCCAGGCAAUGCGCAAGCUGGGGUCAGCCCACGCUGCCCAAAGAAGGCCCGAGAGAGGAAGAGGAAGCAGAACCUUCCCACACAGCAAGGCCUCCUGAUGCCAGCCCCUGCCUGGGACCAGGGCAACAGGAAGGGGGGCCCUCGUGUGAGAGAACAACUUCACCUGCUGAAGCAACAGCUAAGACAUCUGCAAGAGCACAUCCUACAGGCUGCCAAGCCCAGGGACACAGCUCAGGGGCCAGGAGGCUGUGGCACGGGGAAAGGCCCUCUGAGUGCAAAGCAGGGGAAUGGCUGUGGGCCUCGCCCCUGGGUUGUGGACGGUGACCACCAGCAAGGUACCAGCAAGGACCUCUCUGGGGCAGAAAAACACCAAGAGUCUGAGAAGCCCAGUUUCCUUCCUUCUGGAGCACCAGCUUUGCUAGAGAUUCUGAGGAAAGAGCUGACCAGGGCAGUGUCCCAGGCUGUGGACUCGGUAUUACAAAAGUUCAACCGCUGCAUUACCUCCCAGAUGAUCAAGUGGUUCAGCAACUUUCGUGAGUUUUAUUACAUCCAAAUGGAAAAAUCUGCCCGGCAAGCAAUUUCAGAUGGUGUCACAAAUCCCAAAAUGCUGGUGGUUCUCCGCAAUUCAGAACUUUUUCGAGCUCUCAAUAUGCACUACAACAAGGGAAAUGACUUUGAGGUUCCAGAUUGCUUCUUGGAAAUUGCCAGCUUGACGUUACAGGAGUUCUUCAGGGCUGUCUCCGCAGGGAGAGACUCAGAUCCUUCCUGGAAGAAACCCAUUUAUAAAAUUAUUUCGAAACUGGACAGUGACAUCCCAGAGAUAUUCAAAUCUUCCAGCUAUCCCCAGUAGCUGUUUCAGGGUUAAGAUCCCACAACGUGAGGAGUGACUGGCUAGGGUUUCCUGGGUUUGUCUUAAAGGGCAAUUUAGCUGUAGUCAUAUAAAAAGGGCACAAGGAAAUCUCCUCUAUCAAAAUAGGUACUAUUACCAUUUUGAUCAUUUAUUUCCCUUUCCAGAAUCAUCAGAAAUUUAACUAUAAAAUGUACUAACUAUAUUGGUGUAUUGGUAGUAUAUUGUAAAAGGAACACAAGUUUCCAAUCAGAAGACUUGAAGCUCAACUCCAUUGUUUCCAGGUGUUGUGACCCCGGGAACUUCCUGGUAUCUCUGUAUCUGUAAAAUGAGGUUGUUAAGGAUUAAAGGACAGUAUGUCCUAUGCAAUGUCAUUCACACACAAAUGUCAGUUUUUUGAGCCCCUCUUUCAGAUAAGGUUAUCUUAUUUGGGGUUUUUCCAAAUUGCUGUUUUUAGUCACCUAAUUAUAAAGCGCCAUCUAUUUGCUAGAUACUUUCACAUACUUUAAGCUUUUCACCCUGAAAAGUAGUUAUUAUCAUCAUUUAAAAGAUGACCAAACAGAAGCUUUAGAACUGCAAGGUAACUCGCCAAAGCCUAUGAGGCUAGGACAUCUGGGUUGAUAGGGACAGUCAGGAGCCUGGAGGAACCAAGACUUUCUGAUGCCCAACUGCAUGCUGGACCCAUCUCCUGCAGCUAACUCAGGAUCUCAAGCAGGACCCCACCCCUAGUAAGCAUCCAGCGCUGACAGGGCACCGUCACCUGACAACUCCUGCCCAGCACUUAGGAGCACUUCACUGCCCAAGAUUUCUGCUGAUCAUUUCAGCAAACUUAAGACAAACUUUCUGCAGGACUUGAGUGUUGCUGUUUAUUCACAUUUGUCUGCUGGAAGAGUUUAUCAGCUGGAUAAUGCAAAUAGUCUCCAGCUGACCAUUGCAAUUGGUGCCCCAACCUCAUAUAUGCAGAAGAAGCUGAACUUCAGACUGUGAAAGGUAGAAAAGGCCUUAGGAGAUCAUCUGGCCCAUGCUGCUUAAAUUGGGAAGGAAGAACCGCAGUCCAGACAGGAGGCUUGCACACGCUGUGCACAGCCUUGCAGAUGAUAAAUGGCAUAACUGGGACAAAUGCAGCAUCACACAGAAAUGGAAAUUCUCCCACUCCAUAACAAAAUUACAGUCCAUGGCUGACCUUCCACUGAUGAAGGAAUUCAUGAAAUCAACAUUUCCCCCCGCUGCUGGCCCAGCACAAUUGUGACCCACUCUUGAGCAUAUAGGCAAGGCAUGUACAAAGCUGAGUAACUGCAUCUGUCUUCUAAGCUAGUCAGGAUCAAGUCUUUGUAAGCACUGCCAAAGGUACGCCGGGUGGGGUGGGGUGGGGGUAAUACACAGCUCGGGCUUUGUAGUCCUGAUAAGGGGUGUCUGUGAGUUCAUUAGCUUCUUUCCUGUCUAUAUAAAACAAGUUUCCUAUUCGGCUACUCAACUUCCAUAAUUUUUCUGGUGGGGUGCUGCUGGAGCAGAUGAGAUAAAAUCCCUCAACUAUUACUAGAACUAUCAGCAUAAAAAGUAUGAAAGAUGAAUUUUCCUUUGAAUUUUCUCUUCAAACAGCUGAAAGGAAAAGCAAAACAGACUUAGCCCAAACCCAUCUUUACAGGCUAAAGGUUAAGUGCCCUCCAAUACAUCCAAUUGCACUCAGAAGAUCUUUGCCCUAUUUUCACAAAAAUGAAGGAAUCUGCCAAACCUAAGUUUUAAACACAGGCAAGCAUGGAGUGCUCUGAGCAAGGGCAAUCAGUUUUCUGUGUCUGGACAUAGUAGAAGAACCCUCUAUCCAGAGUGACAUUACAUACCUAAGUUAGACAUACAGGGGAAACAAGUUCACAUGACUGUCCAAUAGAGAGCAGCCCUUCUUCUGUCCCAAACCUGAAAUUCAUUAGUGUGUGUUUAAAGACUGAGCCAAGUCACCUCCAGGGCAGUGAACCUUGUCUCAGGGACCAAUUAGAUGAAAUGUACAAGCUCAAAUUGAAAACAUUUGUGUACUGCAGUCUUUCCAGGAAGUGUUCUCUAACCACUGAGCUAAACACAGAAGAAUGUAUAAAUAUAUAUGCUCUGCCAACAGAAGAAUUCUAUUUGAUUAUAAUUUUCUGUUUCUACCAAGUGCGUAUCCCUCUCUGUUGGAAACACAUGGAGUGUAAGCUGAGUGGGUUAUUAUUUUAGCAAUCAUACUUUGCCAAAGAUCUGGUCAUUUUUUCCACUAAGGUAUAUGAGGGCACUAUUCUUUUAUUUUUUUGAGACAGGGUCUCACUCUCUCACUCAGGCUGGAGCACAGUGCCACGAUCACAGUAGCUUUGAUCUCCCAGGUUCAAGUGAUACUCCCACCUCUGCCUCUCGAGUAGCUAGGACUACAGGCACAUGUCACCAUGCCCAGCUAAGUUUUUAAAAUUUUUCUGUAGCGAUGGGGGUCUCACUAUGUUGCCCAGGCUAGUCUCGAACUGUGGGCUCAAGCAAUUCUCCCACCUUAGCCUCCCAAAGUGCUAGAAUUAUAGGCAUGAGCCACUGUGCCCGGCCUUGGGUGCUACUCUCUCCUAGAUUAGACAUGUUCAAAUACUGCAUAAUUGUCUUAAUUUUUCAAUGGUGGACUAUAGGGUCUGCACUGUGGUUUAUGAUGAUGGCACUACUGAGGAGUUAAUGCCCAAUUAUCAAUUAAAAGCAGGCAGUUGAUUGGUAUCCCAUGGAGGAAAAUGUUCAUUAGGAACCUUUAUUUCAAACACUGUUUCAUAUAGUAUACAAAACCCAAACCAGACUCAAACGGUGAGAGGCUGAAGGCAUCUCCUGGACAUGUAAGGGGUACCUAAACAAUUUAUUUUCCAUCAGAGAAUGAGCAAAGUAUAAACAGCAAACAGCACAGCACUCUUUAAUAAAGCUCUACACCCAGCCCUCUUACGUAGGUCCACUUUUAAAAUGUUGUCUUUACUUUCAAUGACAAAAUAUAGAGAAUCCUCAAAAAAAAAAAAAUUUAAAAUUGCACUUCCCUAACCUAAUUUUACAAGUGUCUCUUGAAAAUAAAUCUUUGGCUGGGCACGAUAGCUCAUGCCUGUAAUCCCAGCACUUUGGAAGGCUGAGGUGGGAGGAUCGCUUGAGCCCAGGGGUUUGAGACCAGCCUGGGCAAUGUGGUGAGGCCCCGUCUCUACCAAAAAAGAAAAUACAAAAAUUAGCCAGCGUAAUGGUGUGUGCCUGUAGUCCCAGGUACUUGGGAGGCUAAGGUGAGGAUCAUUUGAGCCCAGGAGGUUGAGGCUGCAGUGAGCCGGCAAUCAUGCACAGCCCUGGGCGAUAGAGUGAGUGAGACCUUGUCUAAAAAAAAAAAAAAAAAAAGAA
Gorilla gorilla gorilla (western lowland gorilla) is the source of this 5018-nucleotide messenger RNA. It is a transcript of the gene PROX2, whose product is annotated as prospero homeobox 2. Gene Ontology annotation, cellular component: nucleus. Gene Ontology annotation, molecular function: DNA-binding transcription factor activity, RNA polymerase II-specific; RNA polymerase II cis-regulatory region sequence-specific DNA binding. NCBI's taxonomy places the organism in Eukaryota, Metazoa, Chordata, Mammalia, Primates, Hominidae. The record is from RefSeq and is a predicted model, not a curated record. Gene Ontology annotation, biological process: regulation of transcription by RNA polymerase II. The transcript is spliced from 5 exons. The coding region runs from base 561 to 1658 and encodes 365 amino acids.